Dacryopinax primogenitus is the source of this 1325-nucleotide messenger RNA. RefSeq lists its product as uncharacterized. The annotation marks the transcript as partial. The record is from RefSeq and is a predicted model, not a curated record. NCBI's taxonomy places the organism in Eukaryota, Fungi, Basidiomycota, Dacrymycetes, Dacrymycetales, Dacrymycetaceae. The transcript has 2 exons.
AAGCACUGAGAUUGGGUGGGCGGGACGACAUCAUCGGAUGAUGUGCAUGCCACAGUGAAAGAGGUAAAACUGAAGGGUCGAACGUCCCCUUUGCCAAAGGAGAAGUUCACCGGCAUUCCGGAUCUGUCGCUCGGGUUCCAGAUCAAUGCUGCACGCCAUCUCACAUGCACUCUUAGAAAGGAUAUUGAUGUCCAGGCUGGCACGCUGAAAGCUACUGGAAGCGCCAGACUACCGGACAUCGAACUGGAUAUAUCUGAGCUUAGUCCUGAAGAUGCUGCCUAUAUCGCCAGCAUCCUCAAAGAAUCAAUGGGAAACGAGGCGGAUGCAUAUCCCGCCCAUUCGCUGCUUGGCAGCCUUCAGCGUGGAUCAGGCGCUUCGAGUCGUGACUUGGCCAAUCCUGACGACGCGAUGCAACGAACACUUCCUUCUCCGGUAAACCUUGAUGAACAAGAAGGCGGCGGGGCAAGCACACCACAGGAUUCAUUACAACCCGAGCUCCAUGUCAGCUCCUACGGCACUCCAAGAGCCAAUCAGAUUCCAAGUCCCCUCUCCUCCCCCUUAUUCAACAAGACUAGGUCUCGGCCCGUUCCACUCUUAUCUCAUAGUCCUGGGCAUUUCAAGGACACAUCGACAACAAAUGCUCAAUUUGCUGACGCCAUCGAGAGUCGGAAUGAAUCAAGCGAGGGAGGAGAGCGACUCUGUGAGGAACCCCAAGCCAUUCCCGAUGGGAUACCUGCGAUUUCCGAUCACCAAGUCGAUUCUAGGGAGUCGGCACGUCAAGAGCGAGAUACGGUAGGAGCCUCUCCAGCUCCGAUUAUCUUUGGUGCUGUCGCAGCAUUGUACGACAGCACUUCUACUCUGGAGCUCGCAGCCCCAUCUUUGCCAACACCAACAUCUCUUUCCAGGCCUGAAGAACCGCAAGUCUCCCUGUCGUUUCCGAGCAGACAUAGCAGCAUCUCGCCCACUUCAAUACAGCUGCCGGAGCCGAAGACUGAUGAGAAAGUGGGUGCGGCUCAGGCCGUGGACUCGCCGGGUCCUGUUGAACCCGAUUCGACGGAUACUUUGCCGCGUCCCACCACGUCCACCUCUUCUGCAGCGUUGCUAGAAGCAGUGAUACCAAUGUCACAGUCGGUCCUUAAGAAGGAUGAUGCCGAUGGCCGUACAUGGGACAGUGAGCCACUGUCAGCAGAAGAAGUCUCCGUGGAGUCAGGGACAUCUUCUCCAGAAGCAGCAACACCAAUGCCUUCGAUGCCUCUCCCGUCAUUCCCAAACCCACAGCAACCUCGCACGGUCUUCUCCAGCCGACCUCCCGGUCAUGAUAUCUU